AUGUCUUCCAUACGAUCCAAUAUACUUGACACCAUUGGAAACACGUCGAUCGUGCAGCUCCAGAAUGUCGUUCCAUCGAAUGGAGUUCAUAUCCUCCUGAAAAUGGAGAGCAGCAAUCCAACGGGCAGCAUGAAAGACCGCAUGGCUCUUGCAAUGGUUACAGCUGCCGAGAACGACGGGCGUCUCAAACCUGGCGGCGCUGUUGUCGAGUACACCGGCGGAAGUACCGGCGUUUCACUUGCAUUGGUCUGCUCUGUCAAGAAACAUCCACUGCACGUGGUGACAUCAGAUGCCUUCUCAAAAGAAAAGCUAGACCACAUUAAGCUCCUCGGCGCCGAAUUGACGCUGAUACCAAGUGACAACGGCAAACAAACCGAAAAGCUUACCAAAGACAUGAUUCGCGAGGCACAUGCGCUGGCGGAAAGGACUGGGGCAUACAUCACAGCUCAGAUGGAGAACACCGACCAGCUUACCGCCUAUACAAAGCUUGCUGAUGAAGUUUACGAGCAGACAGAAGGUCGAAUCAAUGCCUUUGUACAAGGUGUCGGAUCCGGAGCGGCUCUCCGAGGGGUAUCUGAACGUCUUCGUCAACUUGACGAUCGAAUUCGAUUCGUUGCUGUCGAGCCAGAGGAAUCCGCUGUAUUAUCUGGCGGUCCCUCGGGAGCUCACAAGAUUGAUGGCAUAGGAGCUGGGUAUGUUGUGCCAUUGUGGUACGAUGGCAUUGCGGAUGAGUUCCAAGGCGUUUCGACAGCAGACGCCAGGGCAAUGGCACAUCGCUUAGCACGGGAAGAAGGGCUGUUUUGCGGGCUUUCAACUGGAGCUAAUGUGACGGCCGCAUUGCGAAUAGCAGAGAGCCUCGAGCCCGGAUCAACCGUGGUAGCUAUUGCGUGUGAAUCCGGCCUGAAGUAUAUUUCGAGCUUUCGUCAACAUAUGGAUGCUCUGACUUAA
Trichoderma citrinoviride is the source of this 948-nucleotide messenger RNA. Its product is annotated as tryptophan synthase beta subunit-like PLP-dependent enzyme. The transcript has a single exon. The coding region runs from base 1 to 948 and encodes 315 amino acids. Gene Ontology annotation, cellular component: cytoplasm. NCBI's taxonomy places the organism in Eukaryota, Fungi, Ascomycota, Sordariomycetes, Hypocreales, Hypocreaceae. Gene Ontology annotation, molecular function: cysteine synthase activity. The record is from RefSeq and is a predicted model, not a curated record.